Dissoconium aciculare CBS 342.82 is the source of this 999-nucleotide messenger RNA. RefSeq lists its product as uncharacterized. The transcript is spliced from 2 exons. The record is from RefSeq and is a predicted model, not a curated record. Bases 1 to 999 code for a protein of 332 amino acids. NCBI's taxonomy places the organism in Eukaryota, Fungi, Ascomycota, Dothideomycetes, Mycosphaerellales, Dissoconiaceae.
AUGAAUCGGCCCAGGUCGUCAUCACUGCUCAAGCGGCCAGUACCAGACCUAGGCGGCUUGCCACUGGAACGCUACGUGCUAUUUCAAUGGAACCGUCGCUCGUUAGCCGGACUCGAUGGGAGUACUCGCCGAGGACGUUUAGCACAAGAGUAUGUCAAGAACGGCGAUUGUGUGCGUUAUCUGUCUGACUCUGUAUGGGCGGGAAGGACCCCUCGAAACAUACCGCAUCCAUCAGAAUGGGAAGGGAUCCUAGCAGAUCUCCGAACGGAAACUCAGCGUCACAUUACUGUCCGAGACCAAUCUGACUAUAACAUCCUCUGGCUGAGGACCUGCUAUGCUGAAGGUAGCGAUGACGUACACGCAAAUUUUCGAAAGCGCAUCAAUUUUGACCUGGAACUCGGAUACGAGGACAACUUCCUCGAUGACUCAAUGCUGUACUCAUACGGCGAUGACUGGGCUCGCGUCUUUCAAGUGUUCCCUGAAAACCUUCUUCAGAUUCCACUCACACCACAACCGCUGACGGCGCAGCCAACUCGUUCGCGAGGAGAACGAGACGAAGACGAACUCACCCCUACCGAACUCCGCCAACGCUGCCGUGCCAAUCUGCCCUCAACGGUCGAAGAUCAAUCGGCAGGACUCAGCGGAAGGUACGACGAAGACGACGUCUUCCGCGACGCAGUCACGAAUUAUCACAGAGGCAUGAUCAGGGGCUACCUCUUUCUUGCCGAUGAAGAGACGAUGAGGACUGGCCUCAUCAUGCUUGUGUUUUUCGACAGUUUUGGCCGAGCAGUCCGUCAGAAACGGGUCACGGAUGGCGACUGCCAUAUCAGUGGCGCUUGGUUCUCGCAAAGCAUUUGGGAUUAUGACCAAUUUCUCGAAGCGGAUCCAGGACCGGCUUAUCAAGUGGGUGGAAUUUGUGGGCCACCCUUCGCGGACGACGAUGUGCCGAUGAUAGAGACUGCACACGAGCUGAUGGCUCUCGACAUCAAUGCACAGUAG